Linepithema humile (Argentine ant) is the source of this 8939-nucleotide messenger RNA. It is a transcript of the gene stet, whose product is annotated as stem cell tumor. The record is from RefSeq and is a predicted model, not a curated record. Gene Ontology annotation, cellular component: membrane. Gene Ontology annotation, molecular function: calcium ion binding; serine-type endopeptidase activity. Lineage: Eukaryota; Metazoa; Arthropoda; Insecta; Hymenoptera; Formicidae.
UGAUUGCGAGGAAUAAUAUGGCAAGGAGAAUAUUAAAGAAAAGUUUUUGUUUGCUCUGUGACGUAUUCGAAUAGGAAUGUGAAUAAGGUGAUAACGCACAAGACAACAUACGCCGCGUUGUAUAUCACGAAAAACAAAAACAAUCCCUGACAUCGCGAGUUAGCAUCGAAAUGCGCGUGUCGUCAAGGAUAGUUUUGUUUCUUGCGAUUUACAUCCUGGCGUACCCUCAGCGCGUUAUAACCUUGUUACUAUUCGCACAAGGACACUGAACCAGAGCAGACGGGAAUGAGUCUUUUCGCUCUCCUUACCGUAUUAAUUUUCAAAUGACGACACAUAUUAAAGAUUAUUCAUUACAACUAAUUACUAAUUUGUAUUAUUUCUUAUGUACGAAAAGCACGAAAAGUAGUUUACCUUUAACAUAGUCGCGACGGAUAAAACGAAAAGUUAAUUACGCAAUUUUCAAUUUCCCUUCUCUGCUGUUGCCUCUGCUAUAUAUCGAAUCGUAGCCUCGUGCGAUCGCGUUUUUCGAGUUUAUCUUUGUCAUCAUGACAAAGAUUGCGCGUUCGUAAUUAAACGUGUUUUCGCGAGUGAGUGCCAUAAAAGAGCAGACGUCGAUUGACUACUGAGAGGAGGAGGAGGCCCAGGGGGCAUCGGGCGACGGCGGAGCAUCUAUAAGAUCAACGUAGACGACAACUCCGCUGUUGCACAUCAUGUACCGAUGAGCGGCAAACGGACCAGAAGUUUUAAAUGCGCCGUGCACCAUCGGGACAGAGAGGUGUGUUCCGAGAACGAUUUCCACCUGCUCGUUCAUGAGCCGCCUCUGUUUCGCAGGAUGGUCCGCAUGAUCGGCGAUGAAUUCCUAACGGAGGAACGGGACCGAAAGUACUACGCCGAUCACUAUACGUGCUGUCCGCCGCCUCUCUUCAUCAUCCUCAUCACCCUCGUGGAGCUUGGUUUCUUCACAUACUACACAGUGGCGAUGGGUGAGGUAAAUCCCUCGGGGCCGGUGCCGAUCGACAGUGUCUUCAUUUACAGACCGGACAAACGGCUCGAACUCUGGAGGUUCGCCUUCUACAUGUUCCUGCAUGCUGGAUGGCUUCACCUGCUGUUUAACCUGGGGGUACAGGUGGUCGUGGGACUUCCCUUGGAAAUGGUUCACGGAAGCCUGAGGAUCGCCGCGGUUUACAUGGCCGGGGUUCUUGCCGGUUCGCUGGGCACGUCGGUAUUCGACACGGACGUGUACCUUGUCGGUGCAAGCGGGGGUGUCUAUGCCCUUCUGGCGGCGCAUCUAGCCAACGUCCUUCUCAACUAUAACAAUAUGGAGUUUGGGAUAGUUCGGCUCAUCGGCAUCUUCGUCAUUGCCAGCGCCGACGUGGGUUUCGCGAUUUACGACAGGUACGCGGCAGAGCAGAUGGGCCCGCCAGUGUCGUACGUCGCCCAUCUGACGGGCGCUCUGGCGGGCCUAACGAUCGGCCUCUUGGUGCUGAAGAACUUCGAGCAGCGGUUACACGAGCAACUACUCUGGUGGGUCGCCCUCGGUGUCUACGCCGCCUGCACGAUAUUCGCGAUCAUGUACAAUGUGAUGCAUCCGGACUAUCCAUGACGCCAGGUCAGCUUCGCGUACGGCCAGCCGAGGCACACGUAACGCGAAGCUGAUUGUCCGUGGAAAAAGAAAAGGAAGAAAAAGAGACGGAGGAAGAAGCGGGGGGGAUCGGUGUCUUCGUGCAAUGUUGAGAGGGAUUGUCAAAUACUGCGGAUCCUCGACAACGCGCUGAACCGAGAGUCAGAUCAUUCCCGAGACACCGAAAGCAAGGAAUACGCGACGGAGAAGAGAAUCAGAGACAUGCGACGAGGUCGUCGGCCGUCAUUCGUCGCACCGAGGAACAUAACUUCGAUCGCUCUCCGCGCGAAAGGGAUCGCAUAAUAGUUUCGUAGCAUAUAUAUUUUCUUCCAAGUCGGCCUGUUCGCGCGCGAUAGUCGAGAGAAGCAACCGAGCGCACGUCGGAAGGAAGCGAGAAGCGAGCGAAGAAACAUUAAUCUGCUACUGAUUAAACAUUAAGAGGUAAGAAAAUUCCACACGGGGCGAUAGCGAUUAAAAGAUGAUCGGCGCAUCGCCGGAAAGAAGAAGGAAGACGCGAGGGGAGAGGAGCAUCGAAUGAAUGUCUCCGCGGACGAAACAACGUCCGCUCCGUAAUCCCGCGGAAGCUUCUUAAACACAUCGUCGGGCUACUUCAUUAAGGCGGAAUGCGGGCGAUUUUAAGAACGCAUAAUCAUGAGAAAUUGCCGGCUCGUGCUCUCCCGCCAUGAACGGAGCAAGGGAGCGUCAUUGUUACGAGAUCGAUAUCUCGAGCUAUCUGCCGCGAUUAAAACAUCUUCGCGUGUCGUUGAGAAGAACGUUGCAGCGACACGCGUGAGAAAUAUGGAAAAUAAUCUUCUUCGUCGGUUUCCUGGAAGAAGAAGAGAGUGUCGCGUUAUCGCGAGUCUAGUCGUCCGGUCAUCUCACUCUUCUGCGUCUUUAAAGAAAAACCAAAGAAUCGAGCUGGUCGGUCGUUCGGAAAGGACGAAAUUCUUGAGCGAGAACAACGCAUUUCUAUCCGGACAAGAUGCGGAGGAAAGAUACGGGGAAGGAGACGAGUUUUCCCUCGUGACUUUCGUCGUUCGUUUAUUUCCGCGUAAUGCCGGCCGCCUGUCGUCCUCGGAAAAACCAAAGAAUCAUACUCGACUGUGUGGAUGACGCUCGCUAUCUUUUGUCGCGUCGCUGAAGAAAUUUCUUUGCUCGGUGACGAGAAGAGGAGGAAGGGACAGGAAAAGAUUGCACAACAACGAAAUAAAGAAGCAACAAAGAAGAAGCAAAGAGAGAAGCGGGAGGAUGGAUCUUGGGACUUAAUGGAUCCUCCGCGGUCGAUGAAACAUCGUACAAAUGAUCGCCGCGGAGAACUGCGGAGACGACAAAAACCGCGGGGCAGUCGAGAAAAUUGGUAAACCUUCGAAGCCCUUCUCAAAACACUCGACGCACGCGAGACAAAUUCGUGGACGUGGAUGGAAACGCACGAGAGCGGAAUGCGAUGAUGAAAAGCUCCUCCCAGAGGGAGAUUUUUUUCAAACGCAAUGAAUGAUCAGGUACGAGACGGCGAAAAAAUUGUAUGGAAGAAAGACAUAGAGCUUCUAAUUAAUCUACUAAUUCGGCAGUAGUGCGCAGAAUAUCGCUAUUUGAAUCGUGCGAAUAAUUGCGAAGUGUUCGUAGAAAACGAUGUAAGUAUUAUUUAUGAACUGUGUAAAAUAAUAAUAAUUAUUUUUUUUACACUGUUACGUCCGCUAAGACUCGUUUUGUUGCGGAAAUGUUUCAAGUUGCAACGAAGUAAAUUUAUUCCGUACUGAAAAAGUCUGCUUCUCAAACUUUUGUAAUCAUAGUUCGACGCUUUCUAUAGACGUUUCGCAAUUGUACACUUUGUCAAGUUUACGUAUUGUAUCUUCGUUAAUGCAUUCGCGAGAAUGAGUAGAUUGAAGGAGAGAAAGGAAAACAAAGAUCACAACGAAGAUUCGCCACUGUGUAUUCGAAUAUUCGUAUAUAUUACCGCGUACUGCAGAUCGAUCACUAUAGGAGUGCGAAUUCAUCGAGUCAUAAAGCUCAUCCAAAUAGCCGUUGCAUUUUUCCCACGUCAUCGUUAUAAAUCCUUGAGGAACCGGCGCGACGGGUUUCCCGCAAAAGGUUUAAAAAAAAAAACUUCUCCAACUCCGCGAAAAUCAAAACCGACGUGCAAUGUCGUCGAAACGAAUGCCGCGUCAUUGUAAAGAGAUACUAUUUAAUAUAUUGCAAAAGGAUAAUAUUUCUGAAUAAACAUUGGACCGUCAAUCGUGUAUAUAAACGGCACUCGUGCUUCGAACGUUUCGGCGCACACUGCUGUUCACGCGGUUGUGAUUUUCGCGAGAGCUCGCAAGCUUUCCACCUGAUAGAUGUAAUAACGCGUAAUGCAACGGCGAUCGAGCCUACGCUAAAACAACAAUUGUCCGACAAGUUGGUCGGUUUUUGGUCACAAUCCGCGCUUUCGACCAACGGUUGCUCGUUAAUGUCCUCGCAGAAUCCCCCCGACGGCGUAUCUGCUCGCGCGCGCGAUCAUUAACGCGCAUUAAUUGUAUACCACUGUAAAUAUCUGUAUAUAAUGUAGGGACUCGCUGAAUGUGUUUAUGUAUGUAUGUGUGUGUGUGCGUGUGUGGUGUGUGGGAGCGUUUGACGCGAGUGAGGAGGAGGAAAAGGAGGCGCGAGACAGAGCAAAGAAGAAAAAAAAGAAGGAAGAGAGGAGAGAAGGAAGAGAGUUCGAGUCGGGUCACAGUCUAGUCGUUUCGCGUCGUUGUCUCGUAAGUAUAUACACACAUAUACAAAUAUACAUAUUGUAUUUAAGAGGGAAGAGAGGAGCCGCACAUUCUCGGGAGAGCACGCUUAGUGUACAUAGUCACACGCGACAUAUGUUCCUCACCUUUAAUUUAUCAUCGUAUCAUAUCGUGUCUUCGGAAUCGGAUCGAGCGAUUACCGGCCGCGUGACGUGCGACCCAAACGAUAACUCCACCAUCGAUGGCUUGUAUCCCCAGCUGGCACGUUUAGCGCCCGUUGCGGCUUAUUCAAUGGGGGCCGUCUAGACGGGUAUUUUCACCGCGCAUUUAACCAUUGCUAUUUCAUUUCCACCGAGAGGAUAUUUAUUUAUCCAUAAACUGUUCAUGUUAAAUUUACUGCACAUUUACAUAGGCGCGUUUAAGCCGCUUCAGAUAAUUCGGUUUAAAUUGAUGACUUUUCACGAUGUAAGAAAAAAUUUCCUUUUCUUUAUAAAAUUAUAAGAAUUAGAAUACUAGUAAUUAAAGUUCAUUCGAAAUUUAUAUUUGUUUCUCAAAAUAUCGAAAAUUUAACUUUGCCCAACGACUCAUUUAGCGUUGAAUGCGCGGUGAUUUUGACAAAGUUCAAAAUCGCAAGCUAAACGCUGAACAAAGUUGCAAAUACGAGCCAAAGUCUGUGUAGCAGUUUGGAUAGUCGCGGUACGUGUCUCUCUAGUGUUUAGCUGUGUAGGUUGUUCGAUUGUCGAGAUAGCCUGACGCACUGCCUAUUUUGUAAUACGACUUAGCGCGAAAUGCGCCUUUCGUUUCCUCAAGUCUGCCGUUAACGCAAUUUCGCGUGACGUAAAUUCCGUUCAACGUAAAUGCCUCGUUUUUCGUCGCUGCGCCUCUCGCGAAAUAACGGAACGGCGAACGCGUCCGUGGCGCGUUUCACUUCGUAUGUGUGUUCUUGUAUAACAAUUAAUUAGCGAUUACCGUCGCAUUCCUAGCGAUGGCGAGCGCAAAUAUAUUCCCCCGAGAUCCUAUAUUUAUUUUUCGUAAGAAGAGAACCAGCUGUCGCCCGCUGAUUUCAUGUGUACGAAACGAAAGUUCAAUCUGGAACUUUUUCGGCGUUUUUCUUGACGCCGGGAAAACCCGCGCGAGUGCCACGGGAUGUAAUACGCGAAAAAUCGUCAACGGGUCGACGACGGAAAAUUAUUUUCCCACGUAUGCGAUUUAGAAUAGUACGUAACGUUCAGGAGGAAGACUCGAAAUUCUGCCCGGUGAAUUCUUCCUCGUUUCGACGGGAAUCAAAUUAAUGUAUUACUUACAUCGCAUACCGCGAUACCAUAACGUUACUAAUGGCGUUAAUAUACGAUACCAAAUAAUACGUAAGAUUUAGUAUGAAACAGUAAUAUAUUAUUAUUAUUUUUAUUAUUAUUAUUGUUAAUAUUGCUGUCGUAUUUUUCUGGCAUCAAGGAAAAAAGUAAUUUUCAGUGCUGGCAUGUAGCACGAUCUGAAUAGGGUGGAGGAAAAGUAGUCCUCGGAGAGAGAAGAGCGGCGAAUCGAGCGCGGGCGAGAGAUCAAACGAGAGUAAUUAACGAUGCUAGUCAAUUAGUACCCGCGAAGGCAGCUAACGCCAGAUCCUAACUUAAGGUACCGACGGCUAUGUAACUCGCUUUAAGGCGAAAGAAGGUCGAGACCCCCCCGGUGACGCUGAGGGCGAGGUGGCACGAGAAAAGGUGGGAGAGCGGGAAAAGGAGGCAGCUGAGGAGAGAUCUUAGGAGGUUUAAGGGUUCGAGAACACUGAGAGAGCGAGAAGAGGACGCUGAAGAGCGUCCAAAAGGUGGUUGCUCAAAAGAGUCGAGUAGACGAAGGAGAGAGGUUUCGAACGACUGGCUCGGCUGGCUGUGUCAGCCGGUGAAUGUGUACUUGGCGCAAACGCGGAAGAAUGCAAAAGGGGAGCAAAAGUGACGCUCUCUUAAUAAUAGCGGCUGUUGUAUCGCGCGCACGGUUCUAGACGCAGCAAUUAUGCCCGAAGAGAUCGCAAACGCGAGCGAGCGCUUAUCGGGUCCGCGAGUGUUUCUAAUUGCAAUCAGAUAGCGGGGGAAAUAUGCUCUUUUCACUUACGGGCGAACCGAGAUCUUUCGUUGAUUUUACGAGCUCGAUCACGCGACACUCUUGCGAAAUAUGUAAUAAAUGAAAGAAGGGUGAAAUUAAUUUAGAUGAGAGAUUAAUUUGAAAUUGAAUUAUGUUUUUCAUACGUUAAUACGCAGGAAUAAGCCUGAUUAGCUCGUCGGGCGAAUCACGCGAAGUGAAUUAAAGUUUUUAUUUUUCAAACGCGUAAUUUGUCGGCAAAUGUUGUUCCUGAAAUAUAAAUUAUCAAACGCUGUUGCAAUGUAAUUGCAAAUUAUUUAGUUUACAUCGAUAAAUUGAACGUGAUUUUCGUACCGUACGCCGAUGCCUUGUUAAAUGUUUAAUUCGAUUUGUCUCAUAAAUGCGGCAACGAUUUGAGUUCUUUUGAAAUAGUCCGAAGCUUUCAUAACGACCGAUCGAUUUGAGCUUCCAUUAAUUACCGUCGUUGUUAACAGUAAUUUAUGCAUUGGCGAGAUCCAACCCUGGUCAAAAAGAGCCGCUUUUCCCCGGGAAAAUCGAACAGGUGUCGAUCCGCCGGCUAUUAACGUACCAACGGAGAAAUGCAUAAUUUAGGAACUUCAUACAACAUUUAUGACGUAUGAUUUCCAUUUUAUUAAUCCACUGUCGGGUUAAAUGACGAUGCCAAAGAGCGCGCGCGACGCAUAAUUAUUUACAUACGCCUGGUAACUCGAACAUGCGUAUAAAUUAUACGUCGUUCUAAAUCCCUCGUGGACAAACAACCCGCGAAAUAUGUAGCUAAAUAUCAAAAUUAUACUUUGAUUGUAUAUAUCCAGCAACGUGGGUCGGAAUUACGCUAUAUCGACAUUACGCUGGGCAAGAUAAAUUCCCGUCGAAUUUUUUCCUCGAGUUCGCCAGAGCUCGCUCUUUUCCCGCUCUCAUCACGAACUUAACAGCAACCGUCAAAGUUACGUCGGAAUCGAAUUUUCUUACUGGCGCGUGUAUUUCUCACCCUAUCAAAAGCGUCAUCGGAUUUCCGGUCCGAGUGUCCAAUGAGCGAAACAAAUAAGAGAACAACACCGGGGAAACUAUGCUUCGCUCGAAACUAUCCGGGACUUUAAUUUACACCGCUGGCACUCGAUUCGCGAAAGCUUGAGCUUAGGCACUAUAUUUUUUCUUCUCUUUUUUUUUAUUUAUAUAAAGAUCAGGGGGUGGUGUAUUCGAAUGUGUGUGAGGAUUGCGUAUGUAUGCGUAUGUGUAUAUUGUGUGUGCGUAAUAUAUUUAAAUCAAAGAGUUAUGCGCGAGUACGUACUAUUAUGUUUAUUCGUAGCGAUCGAACGAUCGAGGAUCGUGAAGUCUGCGAUAGCACAAGUGUUAACUUAUUGGCUUAUUGUUCCCUAUUGAAUUUAUCGAAUCGUCCUUAAUUUAAUUAAUUUCUCAACUACGCCAAGACAAAAUGCAUAUAUUACUGCCAACUAUAUUUUUUUUACGUAACAUUUAUCUUUCGAAGUCAUCGAGAAAAACAUAUCACCGUACAUGUGUUCUCUAUAACUUGAAAUAUGAAACUAUUCCGCAGGCAAACUUCUAUUUGCCGACCACUUUUUCACAGUAUAGUUUCGCCAAUAAGUUAAAUAUUAUAUAUUGAGCUUAUCACGAUCCGGGCAUUUGAAGCGAGGAUGCUCAUCUGUUAUGUAUCGAUGUCCGCGAAUCGAAAUGAUCGCGAUGUAUAAUAAUUUAAUAUUUGCAAUCUAUUUUUUUUUAACGCAUCGACGACCACGGUCAUUAGUGUUCAAUUAAUUUAUUAUUCUCUUGUAUAUAGUAUGUAUAUUAUAUAUUAUAUACAAGUAUAUAUACAUAUAUGUUGUUAUUAUUUAAUUAAUGUGAAAAAAGGUCGCACAAGCUACGUAAAAAAAACUAUGUUCGGCCGAAAGUGCGUCGAGAGCGUAUGUUACCGUAUUUUAAUAUUAUAUUCUAUUAUAUGUUCUGCGCCGGUAACAAAAAGCGAUACAUAAUGGUCCAGCGGAAAGCAGCGCGCGUUUUAUCCCGUACAAUUUUUAGUUCUCUGACUGUGCGAUCUUCGAUCGAGUGAUUAAGCGAUCGGCUGAAAAAAAAAACGCGAGCCGUUAAUUUUUAUAUUGUGCGUGUCACUGUCAUUGAGUAUUAUUUAUUGGUGAAAGUGGAGAGAACUGAGCGCGCGCGCGAAGGAGCCUCCCAGUCUGUUCGUUCGUCAUUUCGUCUUGUUUUUAAUUAGCCCGCUUAAUACAGCAAAGGCGCGCCGCCGCAUCACAGACGCACCUGCGACCCCGGCAACACCUGCGACGGCCGACAAUUUCGGCGAGACCGCCGUUCGCCUGGGAUAUUUUCUGAAAUUUCGCCAUUAACCCGCAACCAUAUUAUUAGUAUUUAAACUUAUAUUAAUUUGUGAACCCAUGCGAAAAAUUAAAUUUCCUCGGUAAUAGAGUGAUGAUCUAUAUGUUACACGUUAUGUGUUACAUAUGUUUAAUUUUUUUCUGACGCCAAUUUAUUCAGUUUUUUUUUUUUAA